AUGGCACCGGCCACCACCCUCGACACUAGCGACCAGCCAGCUAAGCAUAGCACCCUCAUCGAAGAUGGGUACGAGUACACUUACAACAACCAGGACGGGUAUACUCCAGAGCGUCUAGACCCAGCCCUGCCAUACAAGGUCUCUGAACACAUCAUGUGGGCGCCGCGAAAGAUCCGCGUGGCCUCAAUCGGCGCCGGCGCUGCGGGCCUCAUGCUGUGCUAUAAAGCGGAGAAGGAAUUCGGAGACACGAUUGACCUUGUCGUCUAUGACCGAUACCCCGAAGUCGGCGGCGUGUGGCACGCAAACCGAUAUCCAGGAUGCCGCUGUGACGUGCCUUCGCCGGCGUAUCAGUUCUCGUUCGCACCCAAGCCGGACUGGCCCAAGUACUACUCUUCUGCAGCGGAUAUCAAGGAAUACUUUAAAAGUUUUGCGCAAGAGCACGGCUACACCGAGAAAUAUAUCAAACUCAACCAUGAAGUGACCAAAGCCGUCUGGCGCGAGGAAACAGGGACCUGGCUGCUGUCAAUAACGCAGACGCUACCCAACGGCGACCACCGAGAAUUCCAAGACGAGGUUGACUUCCUUGUUGGCAACGUCGGCGUGCUCAAUACCUGGAAGUGGCCUGAAAUCCCUGGCCGAACAGAAUUCCGGGGGACGAUGACGCAUUCUGCGGCGUACGACACGGGCAUUGAUCUCAAGGGCAAGCGUGUGGCGGUAAUUGGAUCAGGUGCCUCGACGAUACAGAUCAUCCCGGCCAUCGUGGAUGAAGUUGAGGAGCUUGUCAGCUUCUAUCGUACACCGCAGUGGAUUUCCAACGGCCUGGCUGUGGAGGGCUACACGGAUCCAGAAGGGCGCAACUUCCACUUCUCGCGUGAAAUGCAAGAGCGAUUCCGUGACGACCCCGAGUAUUAUCUGGGACUGCGCAAGGCGAUCGAGAAACAGAUCAACUCGAGCUUCCGCCACAAUCUAAAGGACCAUCUCUGGCAGAAGCUAGAGCGCAAGGGAAAUAGAAUACCGUCCCAAACCAUGACCGAGGAGCACAUGAAAGAACGCCUCGGGAACAAUCCCAAGCUCGUCAAAAGGCUGGUACCUACGUUCCCCGUUGGAUGUCGUCGCCUGGGACCAGCGGAGGGGUUCUUGGAAGCCAUGCUGCAACCAAAUGUCAUCCUGGCCGAGGGGCAGAUUGCGUGUUUCACGGAGAAAGGCAUCCGCACUGACAGUGGCGAAGAGUUCAAUGUCGAUGUAAUCAUUUGCGCGACGGGAUUUGAUGUCAGCUUCCGGCCAUAUUUUCCUGUCCUGGGCCAGGAAGGAGUCAAUCUCGCUGAUCACUGGUCCUCGGACCCAGAGGCGUAUCUCGCCAUGGCGGCCAGCAAAUUUCCCAAUUUCCUGAUCGGCUCUCUAGGUCCAAACUGCCCGGCCGGCCAUGGAUCGUUCAUCACGGUACUCGAGGCAGCGCAGAAUUAUAUCUGCAAGGUGAUCCGCAAGGUGCAGACGGAGAACAUCAAGAGUAUCUGUGUACGCCCAUCCGCGGUCGCAGAAUACAAUGAACAUGUGCACAAGUGGCUUAAGAGAACUGUUUGGACUGGUGGCUGUCGCUCAUGGUACAACCAGGGCCGACAGGACGGCAAGGUAACAGCCCAGUACCCCGGAUCGCUUGUCCACUGGCGGAAGAUCCUGGAACACCCUCGAUAUGAGGACUUUGAGAUCACCUACCGAUCGCGGAAUCGAUUCCAGUUCAUGGGCAAUGGGUUUACCAAGGAGGAGGUGGAUGGCGGGGAUCUGAGCUGGUAUCUGGAUCCUGAAUUCCUCGCGAAGCCUAUUCUGGAUCACUGA
Messenger RNA from Aspergillus calidoustus, 1833 nucleotides. NCBI's taxonomy places the organism in Eukaryota, Fungi, Ascomycota, Eurotiomycetes, Eurotiales, Aspergillaceae. The record is from the annotation of a GenBank genome assembly.